GAUGAUUGACCGCCUCUUUCUGCUGUCGAGUCUAGCGAGGGGAGUGGGAGUGUAGUUGAUUGAAACUUGUAUGGAUAUUUUGUUGUGACAAUGUGGAGGAACGUAGUUGUUAGAAGUCUUAUUCGAAAAGAUUUUGUUAAACUAUCUCGGAAUUUACAAGUGCAUCUUACACCUGCAUUUUUUUCUCAGAGCUGUAGUUCAACUACUUCACGUCAACUUAAAAGUGCAUUAGCUCAGCAACAUAAUGAUUCCCGAAGAUUUUAUUCAUCAAAAGAAUACCCUAGCCACAAUAGAGUAUUGCUUCCUGCGCUUUCCCCAACCAUGGAGAUGGGUACCAUCGUAUCAUGGGCCAAAAAAGAAGGGGACAAACUCAAUGAAGGAGAUCUGCUAGCAGAGAUUGAGACGGACAAGGCAACAAUGGGUUUUGAAACACCAGAGGAAGGAUAUCUGGCAAAAAUAUUGGUUGCUGCAGGGGCAAAGGAUGUCCCUAUAGGCAGGCUGGUGUGUAUUAUUGUAGAGAAUGAAAGUGACGUAGAAGCAUUUAAAGAUUUCAAGGACGAUGGAUCAGUUGCUGCCCCCAGUAAACCUACGACCACAUCAGCUCCCCCUCCCCCGCCUCCCCCCGCUGCUUCUACCCCUCCUCCAUCUGCCCCUUCCUUUGCUCCCCCCUCCACCCCUUCCUUUGCUCCCCCUUCUGCCUCGUCUGGUUCUAGGGUCUACGCCAGCCCUCUAGCCAAGAAGCUGGCUGCUGAAAAAGGACUCAGUUUGGAGAGCCUGAGUGGGGGCUCAGGGCUAUUUGGCUCAGUCAAGGCGGGGGACCUGAGCAAGGCGGGGCCUGCAUCAGGGCCUUCACCAGCUGUAGGGGCUGCUCCUGGGGCCCUUCACACAGACAAGCCCAUUUCCAACAUCCGUUCUGUCAUUGCUAAACGCCUACUCCAGUCCAAACAGACAAUACCCCACUACUACCUCACAGUGGACAUAAAUGUUGAUGAAGUCCUGAAGAUUAGAACGAAGAUCAACAGUUUGCUGGAGAAGCAAGGAGUGAAGCUGAGUGUGAAUGACUUUGUUAUCAAAGCCACAGCUCUUGCAUCAAAAAAAGUUCCUGAAGCCAACUCGCACUGGAUGGACUCGGUCAUUAGAGAAUAUCACUCUGUUGACGUGAGUGUGGCAGUGAGUACAGACACUGGGCUUAUCACGCCGAUCGUGUUCGAAGCAGACAAGAAAGGACUCGUAGAGAUUAGCAAUGAUGUGAAAAGGUUAGCCAACAAAGCCAAGGAAGGUAAACUACAGCCUCAGGAGUUCCAGGGUGGCACAAUAUCAGUUUCAAAUUUGGGGAUGUUUGGAAUCAAGAACUUCUCUGCCGUAAUCAAUCCCCCUCAAGCUUGUAUACUCGCUGUUGGAUCCGUCCAGAAACGCAUUAUUCCAGAUAAAGAAUCACCCAAUGGUAAGACGGCAGACAUUCUCUCCGUGACGCUUAGUUGCGACCACCGCGUAGUGGACGGUGCCGUCGGUGCACAGUGGCUACAAGCAUUCAAGAGUCUACUAGAGGACCCACAGACAAUGCUGUUAUAGAUUGGACAAUACUGUAUCUUUUAGUUACCUCAUCCGCCUCUGUAAAUAAUCCUUGUCGUGUUUUGAACACAUUUUUAUUUUAUACGCAAAACCUAAUUAGCUUUAAAAACUGCCAUGGAAUCACAAAACUUAAUACGGAUUUUAUUUUAAUGCAGAUUAAAUGUAUAUAGGAAAAUGUAUCAUUGUUAAAAAUAAAGUUGAGAGAAAAAUUGUUAAAAA
Messenger RNA from Macrosteles quadrilineatus (aster leafhopper), 1791 nucleotides. RefSeq names its product dihydrolipoyllysine-residue acetyltransferase component of pyruvate dehydrogenase complex, mitochondrial-like. The record is from RefSeq and is a predicted model, not a curated record. Lineage: Eukaryota; Metazoa; Arthropoda; Insecta; Hemiptera; Cicadellidae. Gene Ontology annotation, biological process: pyruvate decarboxylation to acetyl-CoA. Gene Ontology annotation, cellular component: pyruvate dehydrogenase complex. The transcript has 9 exons. Gene Ontology annotation, molecular function: dihydrolipoyllysine-residue acetyltransferase activity. The coding region runs from base 91 to 1572 and encodes 493 amino acids.